UGUCCAUUGUAGAAAUAACAUAAUGCCGGCCGCUAUCAUUAUGUAUGUCUAUGUAACAAAAGUUGACCGAAUAUAAAUUAAUAUAAAAUAUUGAGUGCAAACAAUUUUAAUAAAUUAAAAUUAACAAAAAAACGCAUUUAUUUUAAAGUUCAAACAAUAAAAAAGAAAUUUCAAGAAAGGAAAGUAAAUUGAUUGUGUCGUCAAGUUGCAUAAAAGCGGAACACCGGAAUUGGAAUUACAGACAUCAUGGCUGAAAUUGUGAACAUGUUGAGUGCUAACUAUAGCGCGCGAUCAGAAUUUUCAGUAAUUUAAUAACUAAAUUUUGUUCAUUGUGCUUUUUUUUACGAAUUUUGUAUGUUUCACAUAUUUCUUAUACAUUUUUUAACAAUAAGUUGUUUGAAAUAAAUACGAAGAUAUCAUGUCUGAAACAAAUGAAAUAGUGGAGAAGCUUCCACCAGAGACACCACUGCCAAAGCCAUUAGGUGAGAAGAAAUUAACCGCUGAUGUCUCUGUGAAUGAAUCAAAAAAAGAUUCUGACAUUUCAAUGCUAGAAGAUGAGGAAAUGCCAACAUAUAGCACCAUUUCCAGUUCAACAAAGCCUAAUAAUUCAGUUACAAAUUACAAUCAAAGAAAUGUUCCUAUGGAAAAAAGUCGCUCUCAAAGUCCAGAACCAAGUGAGGAACAGGAUAACGAGGAUAAUGAAAGUGUAUACGUCGUUUCAUCUACUCCAGAUACUGAUCGCAAUUUUGAUGAUAUUGAUGAUGAAGAAGAGGAAGGAGAUUAUGAUUCAGAAGAAAUGAAUGAUGAGGAGGAGGAUGAUGAAGAUGAUGAUGACGAGGAUGGCCGUGAAGAAUAUUGUCGAAAGCGUUUCGAAAGAGAAUCGGAUGAUUCUGAUCAAGAUCGAUUUGAAAGAGCUUCAGAUGAUUUUGUACUUCGUCAUAAUAAUAGUUUAAAACAAUAUUAUAAAGAGAGAAGUCUAUCUCUACAAGAUUUAACAACAGCAGAUGUUCGUUAUAAUCGAAGGCAAAACUUUUCACGUCAUCAUCAAUAUUAUGCCGAUCAACCUGUAUUCAAACCAAAUGUUUACAGUCCCUAUGCUCUUAAUUCAAAACCAUAUCAAGCGAUUGAUAGAUAUGAAAAUAAUGAAAGUAAAGUCAAGCGUUAUAUUCAAAAUAUAAAAGAACAGGGAAGACUAGCUAAUGUUCAAAAUCAUGCUAAUAUUAGAGAUUUCAAGGAAAAUAAUACCAAACAAAUUGCUACAGGUGGAAAACAAAUAAAGGAAUAUGCUGAAAAUGUUAUAAAAAAAUUAGAACAAGAUGAACUUUGCGAAAAUCAAGUUUCAACAUAUGCUACAUUAGAGCGUGUGGAAAAUCCAGAGGAACAAUCUUUAAAAUUACCCACAAAAAGUGACUCAACUGAUAUGCAUAUUCCUAUGGAAGUUGAUAAUUCUCAGAUAAACACAAAAUGCAAUAAGUAUAAAAAAAUUAAUGGAAUCAUUGAAUUUGAUGAAGAGUCUGAAAUUACUUGUACACCAAUUCUCAAAGAAGAACUAACUAUAAAUCAAACAAGUGAACAAAUAAAUGGUACUGAACUUACAAAAAAUGUUAUUAAUCUCAGAACAUUAAGUUAUGAAGAAUAUAUGCGAGGUGCUUCUCAAGUCGAUGAAGAAGAUGAAGUUUAUGUUGAUGACGGUAGACGUCAUGAUGAUCAUGAAGAUGACGAUGAAGAUAGUGGAAAUAAUGAUGAUGAUGAUGUCGAGGAAGAUGAUGAUUCAGAGAUAAAAUCAACAGAAAUUUGUUUAAUAUCACCCGAGAAAACUCCAUCCGAUACAUUAAAUGUAAAACAAACUUAUACUAAUGCCACCGAUUCGAUAAAAGUAACAAAUGUUAAAUUAAAUUUUAACGAUAUGAAAUGUGAUGAAAAAUACAAAGAUAAAAAUCACAUUAAAAUGAUAAAUCAAUCAACAGAAACAAAAGCAGAAAAUGUCGAAUUGAAAAAAUUACAAACAACUCUCACCGAAAGAAAUAUACAAUUUGAAAAUUUAAAAAUUGCUUAUCAAAAAACAUUACAGGAAAAUUUCACCAUGAAACAAGAAAUUGAUAAUUUAAAGAAAACUGUAAAAAAAUACGAAGAAUAUAAAAGUCGAGUAACAAAAUCCACUUCUGUGCAAACUGAAAAAUGUGAAAAUGAAAAUUCAGAGAAAAUUAACGAUAGAAAUAAACUAUCAAAUAGUGAUACUAAAAGUCAAUGGUCAGAAAGUGGUUUCAGUCCAUCAAUUUCAAAUGAUAUACCAAAAAUUAUAAAUACCGAUGAGAGUAAAAGUGUAUUUGAAAAAACAAAAAAUCCACCACUUUCCCGUGCUUUUAUUACUUCGUCACGUAUUCUUCAAACACUUUCAAAUAUAACUAGAAAAAUAUCGACUAAUUUAGAUCAGAAAAAUCAAGUAUCAUUUUCCGAAGAUCCAUCAUCAUCUGGAACACCAAUAAAUUCAAAGAAACGCAAAGCAACUGAAAUGCUUGGUGAACAACCAUUUAAAAUACCUCAUACUUCUGGUUCGGUACGAAAGAAAAUAAAUCAAGAUUCACAAAUGAAUGGAAUAUCCCCCGAAAAUGAAAAUUAUACAGAGAAUAGAAAUAAUUCUGAAGGAGAGAAAAAAGAGGAUGAAAUAGAAGACGAAGAAAAAGAAGACGACACGACGAAAAAUGAUUUAGGCGAAAAUUUGAAGUACUACGUUUAUCACGAUGAGGAGAACAGUAAAGAACGUAGUUUUCUUAUUCAAGCAGAAGAAACUGGAAAAAUUCCAAAUAAAGGAAGUGUACGCGAAUGUGGACCAUAUCUUUUGGGAAAUAUGGAAGUUCGAAUGACUGAAGUCAAUGGCACAAUUAACAUCUGGGGCAAAGAGAUUAAUGUCGAUUCGACAGAAGAGGAAUUAAAUUCAACUGAAAAAUCAACUGAUAAAUCAGCUGAUCUAAAAUCAAGUUUUUGCUGGCAAAAAACACCACAGACAAAUCUAUUAAAUAGGAGUUAUACAUCAUCAACAAACAAAAAAUUAAAAUCACAGUCACGUUUUAACGAUUCAAAUAUUUCUAAAUAUUCCUAUUUCUCUGAUAAUAAUAGUAUUCCAAAAUAUUCACCUGAUAUUUUUCAUCAUCGAAGAUAUUCAAUUGAUAACAAUUAUAAUUCUCGUCCACAACGAUUAUCAUGGUCUGGUUGUAAACAUUUAAUGGAAGAACAAAAACAUGUCUAUCAUUCGCAACACAAUGAUUUAGAUUGUACACGAUGUAGUUGUAAUAAUCAACAUAAUCAUCAUCAUCAUCAUCAUCGUGUAAAAAAAUGUGAAUGUCAUUCAUGCAACAGAAUACAAGGAUGCAACAGUGAUAAUUAUCGUAGACAUUCCUUUUCUGGUGAUUUAAAUAAAUUUCCCAUGGAUAAUCAAUGUUUAAAUCAUCAUUGUUUAAAAUCAGAGAACGAUGAUGUUUUCAAAAAUAAAUUCGAUCAUUGUCAAUCUAAUGACAAGGAGGAGAAUUGUCAUCAUUUUUCAAGACAAUGUCACUCAUCAAAAGAAAUUACACAUUCCUGUAAUAAUAAAAAUAAUCCCAUUCAUUCCGAAUGCAGAGGUAAUAAUUGUUGUCGAAAUUCCAUCAAUCAAAAUGAUGAUGAUAAUGAUGAUGAUGAUUUUAUCUCUGCUCAACAAACACUUGAACAAAUUGAGGUUCAAAAAAAACAACUCAGCGGUAAAAAAGUACGAACACUUUUAAUGGAUUUAUUAAAAGGAUGUGGAGAUUUUCGAACUCCAAAUACGGGAAAAAUCAAUAAACAACCAAACACUGCUGGUCGUGAUUUUAAUAAACCAGAGAUUAUUGUCACUCCAUGUACACCACGAGCUUCCUAUUCAAAUCAAUCACAGUCGAUGGAAAAAAACAGGUGUUGUGACACUUGCUCACGUCGAACUGAAGUGACAGCUGAAAUUGAAGCCCAAUUAGAAUUUUUUCGUAUUGAAAUGGAAAGAGUACGCUCGCGUUCUGAUGCUCUACUGGAUAAGCUCAACAUGCUGAAGUCCACAGAUAAUUAAAAAAAAAUCGAUUUUUCUGUUAACGUGCAUUUUUUUAUGUAUAUAAAACGCUUUCAUUUUUUUUAUGCAAAAAAGUAAAUUUAAUUUCUUUUUAGUUUCUAUUUGCGUUUAUUGCAAUGGUAUGUAGUAAACACUGGUGAAUUUAUUAAUAAAGCGUUCACAUGUCUGUAUUCUA
Molecule: messenger RNA, 4247 nt
Organism: Leptopilina boulardi
Lineage: Eukaryota; Metazoa; Arthropoda; Insecta; Hymenoptera; Figitidae
Product: MATH and LRR domain-containing protein PFE0570w-like
Exons: 6
Coding region: 419-4072 (1217 amino acids)
Source: RefSeq, a predicted model, not a curated record